This is a messenger RNA of Eruca vesicaria subsp. sativa (arugula), 1474 nucleotides long. Lineage: Eukaryota; Viridiplantae; Streptophyta; Magnoliopsida; Brassicales; Brassicaceae. The record is from the annotation of a GenBank genome assembly.
GCCAAGACAUACUCAAGUGCUGCCUUGUCAACAUCUCUCUCCUUCUUCUUACAAAACCCUCCAAUCUCAAUUCUGAACAUCUCAAAACAAUCUUGGUCUUUCUCUCUCUACAUCCCUCUCUCUCUCUCCGAAUGUGUAGGGUCGGCACCAAAUACGACACCGGUUCAAUGGUUGCUUCAGAUUGCAGCCUUUUGAUUGGUCUCACUUCUCUUUGCCCAACCAAAAACAUCAUUUGAUGAUAUAAAGAAGCCAGCUCUGUCCACUGCAAAUCUCUUUAAUUUCUUUUCAUAUUUAACUUAUUUAUUCAGAUUUUUUUUUUUGGGUUGUAUGAUCAACAUCAUUAUCGCCUUAUUAUUCGUUAUUAAAUUUUAAUAACUAUUAAAAACAAAUGUCCCAAACGAGCUAUUACCGAUCACCGUUCGGAGACACGACUUACACCAAAGUCUUCGUUGGAGGAUUAGCUUGGGAAACUCCCACCGAUGAAAUGCGUCGUUACUUCGAUCAGUUCGGAGAGAUUCUUGAAGCAGUCAUCAUCACCGAUAAAAACACCGGCAAAUCUAAAGGCUACGGCUUCGUCACGUUUCAAGAGGCGGAUUCUGCGACAAGAGCCGUGGCUGAGCCAAAUCCGGUGAUCGACGGAAGGAAAGCUAAUUGUAAUAUUGCUUCUUUUGGUCGGCCUCGACCAUCGCCACCUCGAGGUCGAGGACAAACAGGAAGUCCAAUUCAGUACCAAAGUGGAGGACCAUCAGCCUAUACAGGGAUGGCUGCACCAAUGCCACCAGCUGCAGCUGCCCACCAGCUCAUGUAUCCAUCUUACGGGUACACCUAUAACCCUGAUCAGUUUGGAUACCACCAAGCACUGUACAACACACAGUUGCAACAAGCACAAUACUAUCAACAGCAGCAACAGCUAUAUGGAGGAGGAGCCACAUCACCAUCAUCAUCAGCAACCAUCAUGCCUUCUCCUUACUAUUACGGCUAUUCUCUUCAAGCUCCUAGAGUGCCAUACCAACAUCAUCAUCUUCCUCAACCAUAUAACACUCAACAACAUCAUCAUCAACGGUUUACUUCUCCUUUCCUCGUUUACCCAUCCAACUCUUCUUUUGCACCUCCUCUCCAAGCAUCACUCUCUUCUUUCACAGAAUCUGAAGCACCAGAACAAGUAUCAUCAGCAGAAGGCGAGGCAACAACCGCUGCACCUGAAAUCACAACGAACAACAAUAAAGAACCAAUUUCUUCUUGAUUUCUUCACAUUUUUAUCUCUCUCUUCGCUGCACCUGAAAUUACAAACAGCUAAUUCAUUUAUUUCUCAACCAGAGCUAUGACUUGAGCCCCAAGAAGACGACUCAAGACUGUUUAUCUCUUUAUAAGACUCUUGUCAUAGUAUUUAUCUCCAUAUUUUUCUGAAGGAAUCUACGUAAACCGUUUCCUUCAUGUUUCCUUAUUUCAAUUCUAAUAAUAUCAACUUUAUGCU